Molecule: messenger RNA, 870 nt
Organism: Lycium barbarum (goji berry)
Lineage: Eukaryota; Viridiplantae; Streptophyta; Magnoliopsida; Solanales; Solanaceae
Product: transcription factor bHLH84-like
Exons: 5
Coding region: 1-870 (289 amino acids)
Biological process (GO): regulation of transcription by RNA polymerase II
Cellular component (GO): nucleus
Molecular function (GO): protein dimerization activity; DNA-binding transcription factor activity, RNA polymerase II-specific; RNA polymerase II cis-regulatory region sequence-specific DNA binding
Source: RefSeq, a predicted model, not a curated record
AUGGAGCAUAUGUCAGCCAUGUCUGAAGGUGAAUGGAGUGGAAUGUAUUCCUCUUAUCAGGAGGCUGAUUUUAUUGAUCAGUUUCUUAGUAACUGUUUGCAGCCUAAUAACAUUAACAAUUCUAUGUAUUUUUCUUCACAAGGACGUAGUUAUAAUGGUUGUUGUAGUUCUCAAUUUUCCCUUCCGAGUCAUGAAAGCUACUACGAGAGUCAUGUUCAAUCAAUCUUGAUGAGAAAUGAGAGUUCAAUAACAAAAGAAUAUGAUAUGGUGGAAGGUGAUAAAAUAAGUUCACCCUCUCAGGUACUUACUAAUAAUUACAAGCUAAUUGAAGUGGAUGACUUCUUUAACCAAGAUAUGAGCAAUGAUAGCAUGGAGUAUGUAUUGCAAGACAAAGUGGAUAGUCCACCAGAGAGCUCUAAGAAAAAAAGAUCCCGUGGAUUGCUUGUUGAUGUCCCAAAGAACAAGAGAAGCGUAAAGCUGAAAAAGACUAGUGAGAUGGAUGGGGAAAACAAGGCCGCGCUUCAGAGGCAGAACUCUACUAGUUGCUGCUCAGAAGAUGAAUCUAAUGUUUCUCUCGGGUUGACACGAAAAUCCAGAGCCAGCAGAGGUUCAGCAACUGACCCCCAGAGCUUGUAUGCCAGGAAAAGAAGAGAGAGAAUUAAUCAAAGAUUGAGAAUCUUGCAGAGUCUAGUCCCUAAUGGAACCAAGGUUGACAUUAGCACCAUGCUUGAAGAGGCAGUCCAGUAUGUCAAAUUCUUGCAACUCCAAAUCAAGCUUUUAAGCUCUGAUGACCUAUGGAUGUAUGCUCCCAUCGCGUACAACGGAAUGGACAUUGGCCUAGAUCUAAUGAUGGGUACUGCAAAAUCAUAA